AUGUUCCAAAGCUCAAAUCUCUUUGGAGGUGCUUCGGCACAGCAGCAGCAGCAACCUCCUAGUCUAUUCUCAAACCUUCCCACUGUUGGGCAGGCGACAAAUCCUUUGUUCGGCCAGUCAGCAACCACAAAUUCUCCAUUCGGCCAGUCGACUAUGGCAAAUACCCCCUCCUUUGGCCAAAGCAAUGUACAGGGAAAUACAGGAUCAUCUUAUUUGGGGACCCAGCAAGGCGCGCAGACCCUGAACCAGACCCAGACCCUGGGUCAGACUCAAACACAAUCAACACUACCCUCCGUUUCCGCUGCGCAGCCAACUCAACCUGCCUACUUUAGUAGCCUGUUAGAGCGGGGGAAGAAGCGCCCCAAUCUGUUUAUGGGGGGUGUUAAUUCUUCCGAUCUGCCCAAUCUCCAGCUGGGUUUGGAUGAUAUUCGGAGAGCAGCGAGAGGCAUGGGAGCUGCUGGUGAGCGGGACAGGGCUGGGGCACAGUUAGAACAUCCUAGCAGCAAAGCACACUACUCCUUAGCUGCAUCUGGUAUAUCUCCGGGUCAAAUUCUACAGGAUUUAAAAAUGCUCGACACGCAAACUACAGAGGGCAGCCCAUUCAAGCAAACUGAUGCAUUCGACCCGGACAAUCAAAAAUUUCUACGACAGGCUCAACAGCGUGGAAGAGAUGCGAUGAUUGCUGAGAGUCUUUCUCGUGUCCGUAAGGAUUUCGAUAUUUUUCUCGAGGAUAAAGUAAAUCUUAAUUGGGAUGAGCAACGUCAAAAGAUCUAUGAACACUUUGGCUUAACGCUUUGGGAUGGCUCUGCAUGUGGGAAGGCUGAUUCUUCGUACCGGGCUGCGUUUGGUCGGACAGGGGCCUUUGGCCUCUCGACGCCGUCGGGGCUGGAUAUGUCACGGGGCGGAAAAUCUGGUGCCAGACGGAGCGUGUUUGGUCGGUCGGCUCUGGGGAAAUCUGUCAUAGGGUCUCCUUUAGUUAGCGCAAGAAGCCCUCAAUCUUUUGUUGAUUCAAUUAUGAAGAAUGACGGGAGUGGGAGCAUUCAAUCUGCAGAUUCUCGAUUCUUGAGGGAAAAGAUUCGAUAUUUUGCGAUGAAAGUUCAGGCUCUCAAUGAGGCAAGGCUUCAAGAAAGGGUGUUCCCGAUUUUAUAUGAGUUUGCUGAAACUGAGCGUGUUGCGGGGGGAGAUAUCCCACGACAGCUGAUUGACGCAUAUCACGCUUUAAUUAGCAUUGUAAAUGAAAGCCCAAAUGCUGGUAGUCUUUCGGAUCCUGACGUUCUCAAAGAGCGACAGUUUGCCAAUGACUACUUGGAUGAUUCCACGCAUUCGAUUGGGGCGACGAAGAUGAGAAAGAGAAUCAUCGAAGGCUCGCGGAAGUUUCUGGAACAGUCGUUCUAUAAAGAAGUCGAAUCCAUCAUCGCUAAGAAUCCCCGUGAAGCCCAACUUGGUGGAAUCCCAUCCAUAACUAACAAGAUCCGGGCAUAUAUUCGUCUUCGUGCCGCGAGAAAGGACCUUGCCCCCGAUGGCACGGAGCUCCAGAUGGUUGGUCAGGAUUAUUGCUGGAUUCUCAUUUUUUACCUGCUCAGAUGUGGCUUUGUAAAAGAAGCUGCAGAAUAUGUCAGCCAGGAUCCAGGGUUCCGGUCACUUGAUCACAAAUUCGUCACCUACAUGACAACUUAUGCACAGAACCGAAGGCUUCAGCGGGAUCUUCAGCAGAAGAUUAAUGGAGAGUAUCAGCAGCGACUCCGCAAUGCACCCGAGAACACAGUUGACCCAUAUCGUAUGGCAUGCUAUAAAAUCAUCGGCCGCUGUGACCUUACCCAACGCCGUUUUGAAGGUAUAGGUCAGGGUGUCGAGGAUUGGAUGUGGUUGCAGUUCGUCUUUGCUCGGGAAGAUAGUCGAGCGGAAGAAGUUGCCGGUGAACUCUUUGGACUGGAGGACAUUCAAAGUGACAUUGCUGAAAUUGGACAGCGGGUGUUUGGAAAGGAUCAAGACGGGCCCGGUGGUUAUGGGACAUUCUUCCUCCUUCAAAUCCUUGGAGGAAUGUUCGAACAGGCCGUAGCGUGUCUUGCGAACCAUGCCCCAAUUAGCGCUGUGCACUUUGCCAUUGCGUUGGAUUUCUAUGGCCUACUUCACGUUUCAGACUUUUAUACCUCUGGUGAUGAACUUUUGUCCUUCAGCACGAAGCAAGUUCCUCAAAUCAACUUCGCCUCACUCAUCACUCAGUAUACUAGAGAAUUCCGCACCGGUUAUGUUGAGGCCGCAGUCGACUAUUUCACUCUUAUAUGCCUGAAUGCCGAUCUCCCAGGCGAACUUGGCAAAUCCCAAGCUUCAGUCUGCCACGAAGCUCUAAGAGAAUUCAUACUGGAAACCCGUGACUUUGCCAUCCUUCUUGGGGACAUCCGUUCUAACGGCACUAGAAUCAAGGGAAUAAUAGAGGAACGGCUUAAACUUAUCAAGCUGAUUGACCAGGAAGAGUUCCUGAAGACGAUCACGGUUCAAGCUGCGGCUGUUGCCGACGAUAAGGGGCUAAUCACAGAUGCCGUUCUGCUAUACCACCUAGCUGAAGAAUAUGACAAUGUCAUCUCUAUAAUCAACCGGGCCCUUUCGGAUGCUGUUGCUGUGGACUUGGGUGAAUCUGCAAUGAAGCUCCAGCCUCUGAAACCCCGAACCACGCAGGAGGGACAGGAACAGGUGCAGAAGGGUCAACAGACGCCCCCCCAAAUUGAACCGGGGAGCAGUCUUAGUCUCACAGCUGUGGACGACCCGGUUGUGCUGGCGAAGGAUAUGAUUGGGCUCUAUAAUACCAAUGCGCUCUACUAUCAGAGAAUCCAACAAAUCAACAGGGACGCCUGUGGAUUGCUGCUGCAGACUAUGGACGCCAAGGCUAAUGUUGAAGCUGGGAAAUGGGCUCAGGCACUUGACAACAUCAACGACCUCCAAAUCCUCCCAUUGCGUGCUCAGGGCUCUGUUCAAUACAUCCGCAGCGCAGCGCAGGCAUUCCCGGCCCUUCCUCCCGUCAUUUCCAGGAACACGGGCCAACUGAUCAUGUGGAGUAUGAUGUGUAUCGGCCGGGAACGCGAGAAGCUUCAGCAAAGUGCGUAUGAGAAUGACAUGCGACAGAGCCUUGCGGAUGAGCUGCUGGUGAUGGCGAAGGAUCUGAUGGUUUUCGCGGGGAUGAUUAAGUAUAAGUUGCCGCCGCGGGUUUAUGAGAUGUUGGCUAAGGCUGGUGGAGAGAUUGGGUUAUAA
Molecule: messenger RNA, 3246 nt
Organism: Paracoccidioides brasiliensis Pb18
Product: linker nucleoporin NIC96
Exons: 5
Coding region: 1-3246 (1081 amino acids)
Biological process (GO): protein import into nucleus; poly(A)+ mRNA export from nucleus
Cellular component (GO): nuclear pore
Molecular function (GO): structural constituent of nuclear pore
Source: RefSeq, a predicted model, not a curated record